Molecule: messenger RNA, 600 nt
Organism: Bursaphelenchus okinawaensis
Lineage: Eukaryota; Metazoa; Nematoda; Chromadorea; Rhabditida; Aphelenchoididae
Source: the annotation of a GenBank genome assembly
AUGAUGCGCGUCUACUACCGCGACUCUCACGGCGCGGUCGUAUUGUGCGACUGUACUAAGAAGGAUACGGUGGCCGGAGCGUUCAGAUGGAAAAAGGAUUUGGACUACAAGUUGAGGUUGGACAAUGGGGACCCGAUUCCGGCCAUUUUGUUGGCUAAUAAGGUAUGUUACAGUAGGAAAUUGAAGGGUAUUUAGUAUAGUAAUGUUUGUUUUAUCUUUCAAUUUACUUACCCAUAUAAUUGCCUUAAUAUUUCAUUUUAUUUAUCAUUUUAUCUCUUUUUCGACCAAUUAUAACCACUUCCACAUGAAGUAAUAUGCAAAUUUCAGAGCGACUUGAACAACGAACUCUCGACCGCCGAACUCCACGAGCUUGCCAUUCAAUACGGGUUCAGUGGGGCAUUCAAAAUCUCGGCCAAGACCGGCGACAACGUGGAGGAGGCCAUGAACUUCCUUAUUAGGCAAAUCGUAUGUGCCGAGCGGGAGGGGUUGUACGUGGCGCCCAUCUUCCAACGCGAUCACAACAUCAAGAGAUUGGAGUCGGAGGAGGCCAUCCGUCAUCGACGAUCGCUCAAAGACUCCUUCAAGAAUGUGUGCUGUUGA